Molecule: messenger RNA, 2944 nt
Organism: Melanotaenia boesemani (Boeseman's rainbowfish)
Lineage: Eukaryota; Metazoa; Chordata; Actinopteri; Atheriniformes; Melanotaeniidae
Product: SRSF protein kinase 2-like
Exons: 15
Coding region: 664-2463 (599 amino acids)
Biological process (GO): regulation of mRNA processing; spliceosomal complex assembly; protein phosphorylation
Molecular function (GO): protein kinase activity; ATP binding
Source: RefSeq, a predicted model, not a curated record
GAUGAGAGAAGCGCAUGUGGACCGACCCAAGCGGUCCUCGUGUCCACGGUGUUGGGCUUUUGUAAUUUCCCGCCUUACACACAUUAAUUAUUAUUAUUUAUUGUUUUCUGUAAGCAGAACUCUUUCUUCAGACGGCUGAGGGCAGCAAACUGUCAGAUCAAGCUGAAUAUUCUACAAAUAUGUGAAUGGAUACGAAAGCUCCAGAAACAUAUUAGUUAUUUAAACUUUUAGAUUAGAUUUUUUUUGUCUUGAUUUACGUCAGAAAAACACUCAGUAACCAGUGUAAGCUGUUAUUUAUUCAUGUUAACAACAGCAGGUCCACAUUGCCGUGGUCCAUGCGAGCUCAGGAAGAGUCUAGUUGCACCCGGGCCAGUGUCAGGAGCUAUUUAUGUUGACAUGCCAUUCAUUCAGCUAAAAAUAAACAUACACAUCCACUGGCCCUUUUAAAAUGUCAUUGCAAACAACCUGUUGCAAUCAGCAUAGAAUCAUUGUUGUACCAAAAUCUCCACAAGCUAAUUAAACAAAUUCCUGCCAGGAAAAAAAUCUUUCUCUCAUUGCAAUAAAUAUACAUUUGGCUUUUUUUUAUGAGCUUUCUCCCAGGGUGCUUCUGUCAUCUUGAUCCAACUUCAGCUGAACUGAGACACAGUUGGACGCCAGUUAAACAUGUCAUCAUCUUAUGCAGCUGCUAUAUCAGCACUUAUUUCAACCAACUAUUCUAAUCCACCCAUCAAACCCAUCAAGCCCAGCCCCAAACGCUCCAUAGAAAAAAUAGAGAGUUCAAAACCCAGCAAGGACCUCCGCCGCCCUCCAGCUCCACAGAAUCUCCCUCAUGCACCGGAGCUGGGAUCUUACGAUGAGCAGCAGGAGAAUCCUGCAGACUACGACAUAGGUGGUUACUAUCCCGUAGAGAUCGGAGACGUUUUUGUUGACCGUUACCAAGUUGUUAAGAAGUUAGGAUGGGGUCAUUUCUCCACUGUCUGGCUUUGCUGGGACAUGGUGACGAAGCGUUUUGUGGCUCUGAAGGUGGUGAAGAGCGCUCCAACCUUCACAGAGACGGCACUGGAUGAGAUCAAGCUUCUGAAAUGUGUAAGGGACACCGACCCCAAAGAUCCUAAACGUGAGCGAGUUGUGAAGCUCAUGGAUGACUUCAGGAUCUCUGGAGCCACAGGAGAGCAUGUGUGUAUGGUUCUGGAGGUUCUGGGCCAUCAGCUGCUGAGGUGGAUCGUUAAAUCCAGCUACACCGGCCUCCCCCUCCGCUGUGUGAAAAGCAUCCUCAGACAGGUUCUGCAGGGUUUGGAUUACUUGCACACUAAAUGCAAGAUUAUCCACACAGACAUAAAGCCAGAAAACAUCCUCCUGAGUGUGGAUGAUGCUUAUAUUGAGAAGCUUGCAGCCAACACCAGGCUGUGGGAGCUUCCUGCGUCUCCUGCUCUCAGCAGCCCAGUGAACAGAGGCUCUGGAGGAAAACAGAGCUGGUUCAACUUGUUGGGGAGGCUGACGGGAGCUUUCCACAGUCUUGGAGAAUGGUCCAGCAAGGUCUCCGUGAGUCCCAUCAAGCGUCUGGCGGGGAGAGACAGGAGCCGGGGAGGACAGAAGAGUCCGUCUGAGCACAAAGAAGACGGACGCCAUGUGUCCUUCUCUGAUGCUGCAGCUCCUUCAAGCACACGUAGCUCCACUUGUGGCUCAAAGCUCUCAGGUCCUGAGCUCAAGAUAAGGAGGCAAAGUUUGCUGUUUGAAGACAGACUGGACUCUGCUGCAGGAAACCUCAGAGACGUCACCAUCUCAUUGCCAAACCUCAGUACAGAUGCUUCUGUCUCGGGCUCCAGAUCAGUGUUGUUACAUCAGACUCCACCUUCAUCUUCCUCAGCUGGCGGUAUCAGUGACCCAGAUGGACUUCUGGACCUACUGAAGCCUCAGAAUGCCGACAAAAUCCUCAUCAAGAUUGCUGACCUGGGCAAUGCCUGCUGGGUGCACAAACACUUCACUGAGGACAUUCAGACAUGUCAGUAUCGUUCUGUGGAGGUCCUGAUUGGUGCCGACUACGACACACCAGCUGACAUCUGGAGCACCGCCUGCAUGGCUUUUGAGCUGGCCACAGGAGACUAUUUGUUCGACCCUCAGUCAGGAGCCGCAUUCUCCCGCGAGGAAGAUCACAUUGCCCACAUCAUCGAGCUACUGGGACCUCUUCCAUCCCAGUUUGCCCUCUCUGGGAGAAAAUCCAAACGAUAUUUCAACCGUAAAGGACAAUUGCGACACAUCUCGAAGCUGAAACCGUGGAGCCUGCUGGAGAUCCUGCUGGAGAAGUACGAGUGGCCGCGAGAGGAAGCCGUCCAGUUCAGCUCCUUUCUCUCCACCAUGUUGGAGCUGCUGCCCCAGAGAAGAUCCACAGCUGCUCAGUGUCUGAAACACCCCUGGAUCGCCUCCGACUCAUGUGGUCCAGAGGCCAGCGGACUGUCUCUGUGACAUGGGACGUGUAGCUUGGUGCUGGCAUCAUGAAGAACAACUCUAUUAAUAUUACCACAUCCUGAUGAGGAGUUUUCCUACAUUGGUUGUUUUGUCCUGUAUUAUUUGAAUGGCUGCCUAUUUCAGGCACAGCAAUGACCAAAGAGAAGGGAGAAGUGUGUUAGACAGACUCCUGACCUAUAAUGAGCUGACAUAGAUUGGUUUUAUCGAUGGCAAGUCUAAUGAAGAUCUCUCCUGAAAAGGUUGAGAUAAAACAGUCUGAGGCAUUUAUGGAUUUACUCAAACAGCUCCAGUUGAGGCUCGAAGGAUUACUCUGAUUACUCUGUUGUUCCAUCAGAAACAAAUAACAGAGUAUGAAAACAACUUCAUUUUUGGAGAAAAGGAGAGAAUGACACCAACAUGGAAAUGGAGUGUUUAGAUAAUGAAAUGAGUCAUAAUAACAUGCCUUAAAAAGAGCACUAUCUACCUAAUAAACCACUAC